AUGUUCAUAUUGACUGUGUUAGAGGGAAUGAUCUUACUAUUUUAUGUAGGAUAUUUAGUUCGAGAGUACUCAUAAUAACAAGUACCAUUCUAUGUGAAAUUAUUAACAUACAUUUCAUGGAUCCUUUCUUUUGGAAUUGUAUUUAUCAUACCCCAUGAUAUCUAUUACACAAUGAAUGAUUAUGGUGAUGGCUAUGAUUACACUGUGUUAUUAUGGAAAUGGAUAUAUUGGGGUAACUUCAUAUUAUGUUGGUAAAAUUAUUUCAUUUAUUCGUUUUAGGCUAAUAUUACCAAUUUGUUAGGAAUAUGAAGAUGCAGGUGAAUUCACUUGUAAAGACAAAUUAAUAAGAUCUAUUAAGAACAAUUUAAUUAUCUAUGCUUAUUUUUUAUUGUUUGGUUUAAUCUUUAUAGCCUACUUAGCUAUAUUCAACAAACUGGACUUUAACUCAAUUUUAAAAGUGUUAGUUGCUUUAGCUUAUGCUUUGUAUUUAUAUAUUUUAUUCUAAGUGGUAUCUUAUUAGUUGUUAUAUUGUUGGGACAUGGUUUAGUAGCAAUCCCAAGAGAAUAUUGGAGAAAAGCAUAAUAUCAGAAAUGUUUAAAGGCACUUUAUUUAGAGGCUGCCCAAAUUAAUCAUGCCAUAUAAGAACUAUAUAUAUAGUUAUUCAAUAUGACUAUUGAAUUGAUAUAAAAUAAAUAAAGCAAUCCAAACUAAUAAUGUAUAGACUAUAUAUUAAAUGAAGUAAAAUAAAUUUAUAUUAUCUAAGAUUCCAUAUGAAAUUAUUGAAGAUGCUUCUCAUAAGACUUUAGAGAUUAAUGAUGUAAAAUAACUAUCAUCUUUUUGUGAAAUUAAUAAGAAAGCUAAAAAGAAGGCUGCUGAAUAUAAAAGAGCUUAAACUAAAUGGGAGCAUAUCUGUAGUGAAUGUUUUCUUUUAGAAGAUAUGAUUGAUAAUGAAUUCAGUGUACAUUACAAAAUUAGAUCAACUCUUAGAUAUCCAAAAUCUGGACAAUUUGGUCAUUAUAUAGAUGUAUUACAAUGGUUAUGGUACACAAAAAUAAAGAAGGCUUAUUUAUUAUCAUUAUGUGUGAUAUUCUCAAUAUUAUCUAGUAUUGUAAUAUUGUCAGAAAUUUCAUGCUUUACUGAAUUUGACUUUAAUAUUCUUAGUAGAAUAAUUAAUGUAAAUGGAUUUAUUCAUACAUAAAUAUCAAUCUUAAUACCUUUGAUGUAUAUUUCAUUUUGUGCAUUUUAUGGACUAUUUCAUAUUAACUUUGCUGGAAUGUAUGGAUUUUAUAAUCACUAAUAAACUGAUGCACCUAGUUUGAUGUUUGGUUCUAUGUAAUUAUUAUCUUUUUAUUAUUAAUAGUAAUUUUUCAAGAGUAUCCUUUCCUUUGACCUUUAAUUUCCUACAAAUGAUUCAUAUUUAAGGUACUCCUUUUGAAGAUGUGGUUGGCAAUAUGGAUACUAGUUCUGUAUUAGGGAUGUCAUUUUCUUAUUCAUUGCCUAUACUAUUGAUUAUGGCAUCUAUUUUCAAUUUCUUUGAAGUCUAUGAUAAAAUACUUUAAGUAGUUGGAUUACCUUAAUUCAAAUUUUCAUAAACUUAGUUUAAUAGUGAAGAAGGAGAACGAUUAAUCUGUAAGGCCAGAGUAAAGAGAGAAAGAGAUAUAUUGAAUAAAGUUGGCAUAAAAUUUUUGGAUUAAUGUGAAAUGCGGGAAUUGGAUAGCAGAAUGAUUUAAUUUGUAUGA
This is a messenger RNA of Paramecium primaurelia, 1739 nucleotides long. The record is from the annotation of a GenBank genome assembly. NCBI's taxonomy places the organism in Eukaryota, Ciliophora, Oligohymenophorea, Peniculida, Parameciidae.